GGCGGGAGGAAGAGGCAGCGGCGGUGGCUUGGCAGCGCAAACAGCCUGAACUGUCUGUGCUCUCCUCGUCCCGCCCCCGGGGGCCACCAGCCAUUGGUUCCAGAGAGGAGGAGGUGGAGGCAGCCUCGGGCGGGCCACUGCAGUAGCGGCGUCAGGUGAGUGCGGGAGUCGCAGGGACUGAGUGCCAGACUCUUGGCGCGGCCCUGGGCGUCCCGGGAAGGAAGGGACGAGGAGGCAUUUGCGGAGGAGACGCUGGAGCAGAGGGGUGCCGGCGCAGAGCAACCCGGGCGUCGCCCUCUCGGGUCGCGCGGAGCGUGGGCAUGAAGGCAACACCCUCCCGGGUCCCGAUGUCCCAAAGGAGCCCGCCGAGCGCGCACUUGCGUCCAGACCAGGGCUGGAGACAGCGCAGAGCCGGGAGCGAAGCCGACACCAUGAGCAGCGAGGGCGGCUACAACUUCAGGCGGGUAGCGAUUCGACGGAAAUUCAACUUCUCCUACCUGCCGCCUGGGACCCCUAGACCCUGGAGCAGGCCCUUGUCGCAACCGGGAUGGGCCGAGACGGCCACCUUCAGGAGCCAGGCACCGGCAGGCGCCCCAGGUAGCAGUACUUGUCCAAAGAUCACUAGAGUUCCAACGUUUCUGAAAAGCAGCACAACCACACUGGUUGAUCAGAAUGUAUCUGAUGAAGAGGCUCAGGGAAUAAAUGGAAAAACGCCAGCGAAACACUCAGCCGCAAGUCCAAAGCCACAAGUGCCUCCAAAGCCAUUGCACCUGCAGAAUUCACCUUUGUCCACUGUACACCAAACCCCCAGGCAUAAAGCUUUAUCUAGUGCAGCACAAAGGAUGGAGGAAGUUAAACCUGCCUCUGCUUCUUGUGUCUCAAAAGAAAAAUCCAGUAAAGUAUCAGAUCUCAUCAGUCGCUUUGAAGGAGGCAGCACACUAUCAAAUUAUGGUGAUUUGAAGAAGGAUUCCGCCAUGAACAUAAAUGCUUCCAGGACCCCAGGAAGGCAUGGACUGACAGCCACACUUCAGCCAAAACUCCUUCCCUUGCAUCCACCACAGAAGCAGGAAAAUGAUCCGGAUCCAACUCAGGGAGUACAGACUUGUGUGGCGAACGGUGUUACGGCAGCACAAAACCAGGAGGAACAUGAGCAGGAUAAAGCAGGCACCCAUAGCCCAGGUACUCCUAUUCAAACUUCUGAACCCUUGCUUGACACACACUUAGUGAAUGGAGAAAGAGAUGCAAGUACCACGGGCCCUGCCUCACCCACAAUAAACGACUGUGAUGGAAAUGCUUCUGACAGUGGCUGCAGGACUCUAGGUGUAGGCCCAGUCCUCCUGGAAGAUGGAAAGGCAGACACAGAAGCCAAGAUACAAGAGAAGGAAAAUGGAGACAGCCCUUUGGAACUGGAACAGCUGGACCAGCACCACGAGAUGAAGGAGACAGAUGAGCAAAAACUUCACAAAAUAGCCAAUGAACUUUUGCUUACAGAAAGAGCUUAUGUCAACCGACUUGACCUCUUAGAUCAGGUAUUUUAUUGCAAACUAUUGGAAGAAGCAAAUCGAGGGUCAUUUCCAGCAGAGAUGGUGAAUAAAAUCUUUUCUAAUAUUUCAUCAAUAAACGCCUUCCAUAGUAAAUUCCUAUUGCCAGAACUGGAGAAACGAAUGCAAGAAUGGGAAACUACCCCUAGAAUUGGUGACAUCCUUCAGAAAUUGGCACCAUUCCUUAAGAUGUAUGGAGAAUACGUGAAGGGAUUUGAUAAUGCAAUGGAAUUGGUUAAAAACAUGACAGAGCGUAUUCCCCAGUUCAAAUCAGUAGUGGAAGAAAUUCAGAAACAGAAGAUCUGUGGGAGCUUGACUUUGCAGCAUCACAUGCUAGAACCUGUUCAGCGGAUUCCCCGAUAUGAGAUGCUCCUUAAGGACUACCUAAGGAAACUGCCCCCUGAUUCUCCAGACUGGAAUGAUGCUAAAAAAUCACUUGAAAUUAUAUCUACAGCGGCAAGCCAUUCUAAUAGUGCAAUAAGAAAAAUGGAGAAUCUAAAGAAACUCUUAGAGAUUUAUGAAAUGUUGGGAGAAGAAGAAGACAUUGUAAAUCCUUCAAAUGAACUAAUAAAAGAAGGACAGAUCCUCAAACUAGCUGCUCGAAACACAUCAGCACAAGAACGCUAUCUUUUCUUAUUCAACAACAUGUUGCUGUACUGUGUGCCAAAAUUCAGCUUGGUGGGCUCUAAAUUCACAAUUCGAACCAGGGUUGGCAUCGAUGGAAUGCAAAUUGUAGAGACUCACAAUGAGGAAUAUCCACAUACUUUCCAGGUGUCUGGGAAAGAGAGAACACUGGAACUGCAAGCCAGUUCUGAACAAGACAAAGAAGAAUGGAUCAAGGCCCUUCAGAAGACUAUUGAGGUUUACAAUCAGAGGCAUGAAACCUUCAGAAAUGCAAUUGCAAAGGAUAAUGACAUUCACUCAGAGGUUUCUACUGCUGAGCUAGGGAAAAGAGCCCCAAGAUGGAUCCGAGAUAAUGAAGUAACGAUGUGUAUGAAAUGUAAAGAGUCUUUCAAUGCACUGACAAGAAGAAGGCAUCAUUGUCGAGCAUGUGGACAUGUGGUUUGUUGGAAGUGUUCUGAUUACAAAGCUCAGCUUGAAUAUGACGGUGGUAAAUUGAGCAAAGUUUGCAAAGACUGUUACCAAAUAAUAAGUGGAUUCACAGACAGUGAAGAAAAGAAAAGAAAAGGAAUUUUAGAGAUUGAAUCAGCAGAAGUAUCUGGAAACAGUGUGGUGUGCAGCUUUCUGCAGUAUAUGGAGAAGUCAAAACCUUGGCAGAAAGCUUGGUGUGUGAUCCCCAAACAAGACCCUCUUGUGCUGUACAUGUACGGUGCCCCCCAGGAUGUCAGAGCCCAGGCUACCAUUCCACUCCUGGGCUAUAUUGUGGAUGAUAUGCCGAGGAGUGCAGACCUGCCACACAGUUUCAAACUGACCCAGUCCAAGUCUGUGCACUGCUUUGCUGCAGACAGUGAGGAACUGAAACAGAAGUGGCUGAAAAUCAUCCUUUUAGCUGUUGCAGGUGAGACACCAGAUGGCCCUAACGAGCAUUCGGCCGCCACCUUGGACGAUCAUCCUGAACCUAAAAAAUCAGAAUGGUGAAUCCAGGACCAACCAUAGUGUGGGGCUCUGAAGAUUCAAAGCUCAUGACAUUCCCGGUUCUCCGUAUUCAUCUGUUUGCACUUUAUGUCUAAAAAUGUAAGCUCAUAAAUGCAUCUGUUAGGGGACUACUUUCCUAUGUUUAUGUACUCUUAGUGAAAUUAAUGUGCAGAGCCAUUCUACCUAUAAAAGUUGAAAAUAAUGUGAAAUAUGGAGUGUUUUUAAAUGAGCUACUCUGUGAAUAUGUACUUCUGUCUUGAAGAAAAUGGUGUUAAUCGAUUCUAUCACUAUCAGGUUAGAAUAGGCCACUUUCGUUUAAGAAAUCUUUUAAUGUCUUCUCUUUCACUUAUAGGACUUGUAACAGUUUCAAAGAUAUACCUCCAUGUUGCCAAAAUAGAUCUAUGGUUAAAAAAAUACAGGGACAGUUUAGGCUAUUGUAUUAACUUAUUUAAUUUAGUUUAUAAAGCUCAAGCUGCAUAAAUAAUGUAUGUCCUUUUAAAGCAAAAGACAAAGGAAAAAUUGUUGGUGUUCAAACUUUUGACUUAUGAAGAAAAGAUAAUACUUGUUUUUGUAGAAAUAAUUCUAAGAAUAAAAUAUCUUAAGUAUAUAGCAAUUAUGUAUAUAUAGCAUUAAAUAUAAAUAUAUGUAUAUUAUACAUGCUUUUCAGCUUUAGGUUCAUAUUUGUCUCUAAUUUAUUUUUAAAAUCUAAAGCAUGUUUUAUCUUGGAAUUGAACAAUGUUCUAAACUUAAGAAAUGUUUUUGGUGAUUCAUGUUUAACUGAUUGACAUCUAAGGGUAUUGAUAUUUUUAUAAUAAGAAAAAGCAGUAAUUUAUGUGGCAUGGGAUAUGUUAGUGAAUUCCAACAGUAUUUUUAAAGUACUUUUUUUUUUUCGUUCUGUGCCUAUUUAAAACAGUGCCUCUCUUUGAAGGUGCUAAUAAUUCCUGUUUAAAUAUAAGAUGAGGGUUUAAUUAAGCUUCAGUGUUGAUUAUUCUGAGAUAAAGUAAUUUUGUUCACUGGGAUGGUCAAAGUCCUUUUACCUUUUACAAUCCUCCAAUCAUUGCAGCAGUUAAUAUCAGCUUAUACAAAAAAUUUCACCAAAACCUAAACUGUACAAAAUGCCUGACCUUACUCAGCACUGAGACAUAUGGAAACUACAUUUACUGUAAUGUUUUUCCUUUCCAUAAGACUGUUAAACAUGGUAAAUGAGGACUAUAUACAAGUAACACUUAAAAUGACUGUGUGCACCUAUUCUUUGUCAGAUAUGAAACAAAAUUCACAUGUGAUGACCUGCGGGGGUGGAUAGAUAUUAAAAGAAGUUUAUGCUCAACUCUUUAAACUCAUCGCUAAAGAAGAGAGAGGGGAAAUCACAAUAUUGAAAAGCAAUAUUUUAAUGGUAGGUUUUAGGGAGGUACAGAUGAUGAAGAGAGUCUGAGCAUUUUUUCCCCUUUUAUUUUUCUGGGGAAUCUUAAUAGACAAAAUUUACAUUCUUGUGAUGAAAGCUGCUCUUCAUUAUAUUAUAGUUAUUAAAAUCUUGUCUUAAGUCGGCUUUUUAACUUAAUCCUUUUCUCGAAUUAGAUCUUUUUCUUUUCUUUCAUUUACCCUCUUAUGCCCUAAACAUUAUCACUUUUAACGUAUUAGUCUAGAAACCCACAAGAAUGACCUCUCUAUUCUCAGCCUUUGGGGAUUACACCUUAAAUGUAGAAUAGAGUCACUCAGAAUAUGAGAUUUCUGCUCAUUUAUUUGGGCAAUCUUAAGAAAUAUUUGAAAUGUCACUUUUCCUCCACCCAAAGGAACAGAUAAACUAAUUAUGGCUGACAUGAUUAGGUUGCCUUCCUCCAUAAAAUGAAUACCAGCCAUGAUCAUUUACAUUAAGCCUAAUACUUGGAGCCAAAAAGAGAUAAAGGUAACUUUUUCCUAUUAAAUCAGGGUCUAACUAAGAAAUAUUGUACAUUGCUUCUCUUUUCUAGUUGCCAACUGUUGUGUGUGCCUGUAUACAACAUGUGUGUUUAUGCGAGGUUAUUGAGGUUAAACAAUAGCUAUAGAUGAUGCUUUGGUUUACUUAAUCUCAAGAAAAGAGAAGCAAUGAAAAUGUAGAAUGGUUAUCAGGAGAAGAUAAUAUUUGUAAAUGUGGAUAGAACAAUGGAAAUGUAAGGGCCAAUUAUAAGAUUUAUUUAUAGGCCAGGUUAUUUUUAAAACUGUUUUGAACAGCAAAAAGACCGUACUUCCCCUCUUAGUCAGUUCUUUGCCUGCAGUGGAAGUAACAUGGACACGCUCAAGUUUUGGCUCAAUAAAUGUAAUGUUAUUUAAUUUAUAAUACUGAAAGACUACUCAUGUGAAGAGAAUAUUUGUUAUCAUGCUCUUAGGUAUUACCUUUAAUUUGUUUUAAAAAUUAGAAAUAAUAUUAUAAGAGGAGAAUUUCUGGUUAUUCAGUCACCAUCUUCACAUCCCACCCCAUGUUCUUUAGCCAAGCACAAAAAGCAGCAAUGAAGCAGCCUUACCUGUUUCUUGUUAAAGAAUCACUAAUGCUUUUACUUGGAGAAAGGCAAAGGAAUACUGUUAGCCUCUCAACUAAACCAAAAGACCUCAAAGUGUGAUUGGUUACAAGAAUAAUCUAUGUUUUUUGCUUUCUGAGGUACCUGAGCAGUCAUGACAAAUUGAAUCUAAAAAAAUAAUUGGUUGCUUUCCUAUUAAAACCAACAUUCCAUAUGGGUCUUAUUCUUUAUUUUCUCUAAUUUGGUACUUUCCAAGCCAUCUUUUCUUUAAAAUGCCCUUCCUCCAACCUUAAAAAAUACUUCUUUGAUAAAAACUGCUAUUUAUUAUAAAACAUUCCAAUUUUUUAAGCUUAAUUUUUGCUUUAUUAAAAGUCUACCAUUGGUAUAUUAAGUAUGAAAUAUAGUGCAGACUGAUCUCCAGGUUUUAAGUGGGACUCAAUAAUGAAAAACACCACCAGCCACUUUUGUAAUAAUGGCAUCUACAAUGCUAUCAUGUAUGCAAGCAAUAAAACUCUUCAGGGUAUGCUUUUAUACUGACAUUUUAAUAUAAACACCCCUUGCCACAAGGACAUAAAGAAUUAACUUCUAGAAGUGAUAAUGCAACUCAUUGCUCAGUAUAGGGAAGAGAAAGUGUGUGUGGGUGGGGAAGUGGGCAUUGUUCCUUGGAUUCAAAUAUCUAUCAAAAGCAUUUUACUUUUCAAAGGGCAUGGAUGGUGAAACAAUUGAAGCACAUGUACAUCGCUUUAUCAAGGUACAUUUCAUUUUAAUACAACAUACAGGAUGCUGUACUUAUCUUCACUGAGUGACCUACUCUAAUUUUUUAAAAUUACCAAACUUUUUUUAAGAACUAGCCUUUUAAAUGUACCCUGUCCCCAUAUAUUUUAAAAAGAAUACUUGCUGUAGUCAUAAAUAUAUAAAGAAAACUACAAACUUCAUAGUAUUACGGGGUUGUUAAAGAUUCAUUGAUGCCUUCUAAAAACCUUAUAUCAAAAAUACUGCAAGUUCACUAUUAUGUCUUACUUUUUCUUGUCUACUUUGUGAAAACAGGGUGUUUUAUUCUCUUCAAAUUUUAGAUCUCAUUUCUGGUUAUACUCAAAGCCUUAAGUUUUUAUUCUGAGCAUUUUGUCUGUGAUAACUCUGAUAAUGAUAUUUCUGGGCUGUAUCUGUCCUGAGGAAAAGGCACCAACAGGAGCAAAUAAAGUUCUAAGGAACAAAGGUGUCCUUGCUACAAUGCAGAAUAGAAAAUUAGUUAAAAUUUUCUACAUCACAUGAUGUUCAUGUUAGCGGUUCUAAAAUUAAGCACAUGGUAUUUAUAAGCUAAAAUUAAUUCAAAAGACAAGAAUGUCUUUGAAACUAAUAAUAAAAUAAAUGUUUUUUUUAAAAAGA
Molecule: messenger RNA, 7015 nt
Organism: Pteropus alecto (black flying fox)
Lineage: Eukaryota; Metazoa; Chordata; Mammalia; Chiroptera; Pteropodidae
Gene: FGD4
Product: FYVE, RhoGEF and PH domain containing 4
Exons: 17
Coding region: 321-3140 (939 amino acids)
Biological process (GO): filopodium assembly; cytoskeleton organization
Cellular component (GO): cytoplasm
Molecular function (GO): guanyl-nucleotide exchange factor activity; metal ion binding
Source: RefSeq, a predicted model, not a curated record